AUGGCGGUGCCCACCGCCGUCACUGCGGGUCAGGGCGACGGCGAGACUAUGCUGUUGCAUGAGACGGUGCUUCAGUGGAACGAUGCUCUUCUCACCGCGACCUUCCGCCCGGCCCUAGCCAGUCUGGAUGGGACUGGGCUCGCAGCCAUUGAAGAUCGCUGCUUGCAGGCCCAGCAGUAUUUCGAUCGAUGGUGGAGCGCUCUGUUCAAGCAAUGCCGCUUGCCAUACGCUGCCGUGCAGUUCAAGGAUCGGCACGCCCUUCCUUUUCACGUGCACACCGUGGGCCAGGCUGGCCCCCAUGCCCAGACCGAUGUGCUCCUCCUCGCUUCGACCGCCGCACAAUGCCGGCUAUUCACGAUGCGCGAAGGCGUGUUGCUUUCCCGCUCCACCUUGCAGCCAUGUACUCUGGACAACCAUCACAAUUGGGGUGGACUGGCCAGCACCGACGAUGAGCAAAUUGCCUUGCGAUGGACCAGCACAGGCUUGAUAGAGGCUUUCGAUUUAGAGACGGGCACCCGCUUGGCGCAGCUGGCCCCAAUGGUCAUUGAUGAGCGAAGCGUGGCUGAAACGAGCCGCUCCGACCAACCUUUACCCACACACCACGAUGGUUGCCUGGUGGAUGUCCACGGUCUCACCGUCCAGCGCGGUGCUCACGCCCGAUACCUACUUUGCUCCCUGCGCUACAACGGUAUUCUUGCCGUGCACGCCCUUACCCCGGGCGCCGUUGCCUUACGCACCGAGCUUCUUCACACAAUCAAUCUGCACCACCUUGGGUUGAGUACGGUUGGGCGCCUGACCAUGAAUGGUCCCACCCUGACCCUUUAUGGCUUUUCCCAUGAUGGGACUCUCGUGGUGCGCCGAGGCCGCCUCGUGCAACAAGCUGGGCGAGCCGAGCUCGAGCUCCGCGACCCGGAAGCCGUCAUGCCCUCAAAUGUUCUUCGCCGUCAGCUGACACCGCAGCUCAUUCUCUCCUACUGCCGCACAGAGCAGGCUGAACUUCUUCUUCUGCAGGAUGGCACACUGCUGAUCCUCAAGGGCUCCGGCUCGGCUCAGCACGUUGAUCUCUUGCGCAACCGAGCCACCUGCCACCUACCCCAUGUGGAGCCCCUCGAACGUGACCACAGCUGGGCUGGUCCUCUUCAACUGUGCCCCGCUUUUGGCGAUCUCCUCGCCGUCACGUUUGCAUCGGGUGGCUGUAAACUUUUCUCGCUGCCUGCCCUGUUGACAUCAAAUGCAACGCUCUACGAAGCCCUGGACCUGGAUGAUGGAUUCUUUGUGCUGCCCACAGGGAAGCAGUCUGAUCACUUGUGCACUUUUGCCGUGCGAGACCCAGUACUCGUGAACAACGCCACACACCAGCAGCAGGCUGCCGCCCUGGAUCCAGAGCAGAGCCUUUGGCGUCUUCCCAAUUGGAUUGUUGAUCGCAGCUUUGAUUAUAGCUUCACGGCUCAGCUGCACGCACAGGUCAUCAGUCGCGUGACCCUUGCGGAGCUUCUUCGGCGCAAGAUUGCUCAGAACCAGUUCUCAGAAGCUCUGCAACUCGCACGCAUGCACGAUCUGCCGACUGACGACAUUUACAAGCUGCAGCUGAACUUGCAUGAUGUCCGUGGCUACCAAAUUCAGGACAUGGUGACGCACAUCACGGACAAGCUCUGGGUUUGCCGCUUCCUACAACGCGCCGAGUUUCAAAGCAUUGCAGAUGGCCUCGAGCUCUACGCACAUGGCCUCCAACUGUCUCGGCGUCAGGAGGCGGUCCCCUCGAGUCAUGACUGGAGCGCACAAUUUACGUUGCUCUCCGCUCGCCUGCGCACGCAUCAACUUGUCCUUGAGGCUCUCAAUGACGACUUUGAUUACGCCCGCUUCAUCGCCUGGCUGGCCACACCUCUAGCCCAGCUGGCCGCCCAGGCAGCAGCCCGGGGGCAGGUUGACGUCUUGCACAUCCUGUUUGUGCGCCAUCAAGCCUGCCUGGCCGAGCAUCUGCCGCUAGUGCUGAAGCAACUCCCUCUGGUUAUGAAUCCAAAACAUGCCGAGCGCCUCAUGCCACGCAUUUCCCGUGAUGGACAAAAUUCUAUUGAGUUUGUCAAAUACAAGCCAUGGGCUGAGACCGAGGACGCCCCGCCGCUUGUACCCUCCACGCGUGCUGCCUUGUCACAACACGACCUCUUAGCCGGAUGUGUUGACGACUUUCAGGCUACACACCUCCCGCCCCUGACCGAGAUUGAAUCUUUCUUUCGGGCACGAGUACACGCUCUUGAUGACGCGUGCCUUGUGCAGUUGGCCUUCACUUGGGCUGCAAUGGCUGUCGGCCGAGGCUUCACUGGACUGGAAGCCGACCUCACAGCUCUGCAGCUUGUUGCCGCAUUGGUGGCCGAUGACAAGCCUGGGGCAGUGAUCCGCAAUGCCCAGGAAUUUUCCGGGGCCAGCGCCGGCACCGUAGUCACGGCGCUGCUUCCUACGCCGGCCAUCAUUGAAAAUUCCGAACGCUGUGGUCUUGAACUCCAGCAACGCUUACUGCCUUGGUUUGAAUCCUCCCUGCAUGGCGGCAAGGCAGCCCUGUCCAAACAGCACGCAAUGGCUGCUGCUAUCGAGACACACACACAGCGCAUUCCCUUGUGCCAGGCGCUCGCCGAUGCCAAGUUGGUUCGCCGUCUUUUUCCAGACACCAAGUGCCGCACGCGGCUCUACCAGCAAGUCAUACUUCAUGAUAUCGUGCCCGAGAACAAGUGGGAAGAGUUGGCCGUAGUUGCAUUUGAAGAGGACGAAGCACGUGCACACUGGCAGCAUGUGGCCGAAUGCGCUGCCAUGUUGGCAGAGCUUGGCCAGUGCGUCAGCGCCAACACCGUGCGUGGUUGGCAGCAAAGCCCAGCAUCGCAGCAGGAAAUGCACCUCACCCGUCUACUUCGACUUUCCAUGGGCUCCGCUCUCUCCUGGACCGCGCGCUAUGAACGCUUGGAGGUUUUGCGUCAAAUUGUGUUUGCCUCCGUGCCUGCGAGCCACUUGGAUGCACGGGUGGUAGAAUUGGCGCUGAUGGAUGGCAGCGCCGAUGGUGCGCAGUUGGGUCAGCUUUUGUUGCCCUUUGCCACCAAUUCCUCUGCCCCCUCUGUGAUUGGUGAGGGCAGCUCGAGCCAUGAAGCCGGGACAACAGCACGCUCGCUCUUCGAGCGCUCAUGGCGAACUGCGCAGCGUUUGGGGGCAGCAGCGCGUCAGGGCGUGCAUCGUGCCCAUCGUGACUCUGCACCAGCCAAUGAUGAGGCAGAGGCGGAGGCGGAGGCUGUCCAGGUCAAAGAGCAAACGCGAAUGACGCGUGAACAAGGUGCACAAGCCAUUCUGAAUGCUGUGAGUGAGCUCGUCAGCUCGGCCUCUGAUUUUGACCAACCUGACGUUAAGCGAGCAGAAGCCUUGCUGGCUCUGGCCCCCGCAUCGGAGCCAGCUAUUCAGGCUUUUCGAGGUCUUGUGCAGGGAUUCCGUCUGCUUCGCCAGUAUGGUUUUCAAGCCUUCCCCCACGAUGUCUUGGCGGCAACCGAUCGCAUGCACUUCCUGUUGGAGGCCAUCGAGCAAGGGCAUUUGUCACCACGCACACCACAACAUGCUCUUAAAGUGGCGCAGUUGAUCGGCCUGGACCGCCACGACGAGUUGCAUGUGGCAUUGGCGCGCAAGGCCUUGACUUCAGGAGAUGUGAUGACGGCCGUCACUCUCUUGCCUGCCAGCUGCGAAGAUUGGGAGUUUUUGACGGACCUGGCCCACGGCUUGGUGGCGGAAGCGCCACGCGAGGCCGUGCCAAUUCUGGCUCGCGCGCUGCUGCUGGCCCCGGCUGCUCAAGUACGGGAACUUGUGCGCCUGCAGCACCGCGUGGACGCCACCUUGCUCGGCCCCAAAGGGCGUCCAGUGGCGACGUUGGACCGGUCCACACCGAAAGGACUUUGUGAUGCCAUGCGUGCGGCGUCUGCGGAGGACUGGUUAGCCUUUGCAACCCACAUGUUUUCCAGUGAUCCAGCCGCAGCACUGGCUGCAUUGUGUGAGCACGGCGAUGCAUCUGCCGCGCAAGACUGCUGGUUCGAGCUAUGCCGUGGGGCAUCUGAGCUCAAAUGGGCCUUGGUUGGAGCGGCACGCCUGCACACGCCACAGGAUCACGACCUUUUUGCCUGGGCUCGCCACCAAAAAGAGGCGUCGCGCACCGAGGAUUUAAUAGCGCAAUACCUGCCAGAUCUUCAGGAGCGUGCUCAGCGCGAAUCCAAAGCGGAAAUGGUUGCAAGCUUGCUGGCUCAGCAUGGCACGGCCACGGCCGCCUCGCAGGACGUGUUGGUGCUGGCGCAGCUUUUGUUGUCAGAGGAGAAUGUUUCCCGUGCUGUGCAGGGGGUUGUUGUGGCGCACUGCAAAGAAAACACGCGUUCUGCGGCGCCUCUCAUCGCGCGAUUUGCCCAGAGCACUACCCUUGCGCAGGCUCAGGAGGCUGCGGAAAGGCAUGGGCUGGAUGCGGCCAGCUAUGUGCGGCUGCUUGAGCAGAUGAACACCGACGACAGCGUGGCAUCUGAGGUUUUGGCUCGAGUUCUGGUGGACGUGUGCUCGCGAGACAGCCCUAGCGUGGAUGAGGAGGGUCGAUUGAAUGACGCUUUUUUGCGCAGCUGGGAGGAAUGCAUGCGCUGGCUCAACGCACAAGGCUCGUCGGUCCUGGCCGAGGUGGCGCAAGAGCUGAAAGCGCUGCCAGAUGCAUCACUUCUUGAGUUGUACAAAAGCGACAUCAGUGCGCAGGGCGUGCUUUGUGUCUUGGUGGAAUGCGCCGCUCGACUAGAUUUGGACGUGUCUGCCAAACUGUUACAAAAACUGGAGAGCGAGCACGGCAAGCGGGCGGGUGAGAUGAGCCAGUGUGUUCGGCACACACAGCUAGUCGCAGCCUUGUUGCGACGACUUCAGGAGGCGGACGAGGAUGCAAGUGUGGCAGCUGGAGUCUUGGGACGGGUUCUACCUCUGGUCGCAGAAUGGGACGCGUUGUGCUACAAUCUGGUGACUACCGAGCCGCGCUUGGUCAGGCUAUACGCGACACCUUUGCUCGAGGUGCUCCCAUUGUCUGCGGCAAACCAGGUGGCCGUUGGCCUGGCAAACGAAGACGAGCCUUUGCUGACCGAGUGGCCGGAGACACUGCAAGCCUGGGCCGAAAGACAAUUGGCAGCUGCCGUCAACUGGGCACAACGGGUGCAAGUGAUGGAACGCGCAGUGGCAGUAGCCCAGCGGUGGGGUGCGCAGCAUGCAGUGUUGGUGUUUAAGGAGUGCCAGGCUUGGGCAGCUUGGGGUCGGCGGCAAUCCGAGCCUGAGCCACAGAGUGAUGGUCUGUGUUGGGCAUUCUUGGCUGAAUUGACCAGAGCAGGCGGGUGUGUAGACAGCGAAGCUGCUGGGAGUGUGGAGCCGAGCUCUGACACCCAAGCCUCGACUGCUGCUCUAUCCCGGGCGCUGAGCGAUUCAGACUCAGCAAGCGCUGCGUCAAGUGCGUGCCAGCUGUGCUGGGCGGCAUGGCAGCUGCGCUCGGCGGAGGCAAGACUGGCCUUGGUUGUUCCCUCGGGCAGGAACGCACGGGCUGCACUGGUGGACGCUUGGGUCGACUUGUGGUCUGAUUCGCCGUGUAGCGGUGAGUCUGAGCUUGCAAGCUAUCUACGUGCGCGUGUGCACACCACACGGCGUGAACUGGUCGAGGCGCUGUGGCAACAGGGACAGGAGCCGUUGGUCGUGACGAUGGUGCCACGACUUGCCGGGCGCUACAUCUCGCCCUCAUUACUGUCCAUCAAAGGUGCAUUGGCUCUCCUGCGCCAUGACCCGGUUUUUGUUGACGAGCGAUGA
Messenger RNA from Monosiga brevicollis MX1, 5829 nucleotides. RefSeq lists its product as uncharacterized. Gene Ontology annotation, molecular function: SNARE binding. Lineage: Eukaryota; Choanoflagellata; Craspedida; Salpingoecidae. The transcript has 11 exons. The record is from RefSeq and is a predicted model, not a curated record. The coding region runs from base 1 to 5829 and encodes 1942 amino acids. Gene Ontology annotation, biological process: retrograde vesicle-mediated transport, Golgi to endoplasmic reticulum. Gene Ontology annotation, cellular component: Dsl1/NZR complex; endoplasmic reticulum membrane.